This is a messenger RNA of Carica papaya (papaya), 3136 nucleotides long. RefSeq names its product MIF4G domain-containing protein / MA3 domain-containing protein (gene EIFISO4G1). Gene Ontology annotation, cellular component: eukaryotic translation initiation factor 4F complex. Gene Ontology annotation, molecular function: mRNA binding; protein binding; translation initiation factor activity. Lineage: Eukaryota; Viridiplantae; Streptophyta; Magnoliopsida; Brassicales; Caricaceae. The record is from RefSeq and is a predicted model, not a curated record.
UAACCCUAAUCUGAGAAGGGUUUGUAUUUCUCCACCGUCCUUCCUCACAAACCUUUCUCUUCUCUUCUUUGCUUUUCCGCAGAAGAGAAGGAAAACGGAACAUAACACACUACGAUCCUUCAUCUAUCUGUAUAAAUACUUGCUGUUAUUUACUUUUUUUUCGAUACAGAACAGAAGCUAUCAAUCUCGAUUCAGUGAUAUACGCAUCGCUGAGUCUUCUCUUUUUAUCGUCUAUCUACCUAUCUCUGUAGGUUCUUUUUAUCUCUUUUGGUUGUGCGGCGGAGAUUUAAUCUCUCGAGUGAAAGAUCGAGGUAUGCAGCAAGGUGAUCAGACGGCUUUGAACUUGAGACCUGGCGGUGGUCGCGGAAGCAGACUCCUUGGUCCUCGCUUCGAGUCCUCUUCUUCAGCUUCCUCUGCUUUUGCUUUUGGUUCGCUCUCUUCGUCUGAUCUUCCUCUCCUGCGUCCCCAUGGCGGUGUCCCUCCUUCUGCUCUCCUUUUAAAGAGUGGAGAUUCACGAUUUGAGGGCCGUGAGCGUGUGCGGUACACCCGUGAUCAGCUGCUACAGCUUAGAGAGGCUGUUGAAGUCUUCGAUGAGAUUCUAAAGAUUAAACGGGAAAUUGAGACUGAACUUUUUGGCGAAGAGCAGAAUUGGGGUCGUUCAGAAACUAAUGUCCCAAGUCAACCUCAAAGUCGGUACUCUGAGCCGGACAAUCGUGACUGGCGUAAUCGUUCUGCACAAUUUUCUUUACCUGGAGAGGAGAGAUCUUGGGAAUCUCUUCGAGAAAACAGAGAGUUUGUUGGCCGAUAUGAUCCCAGACAGCAAGAUUCGAAUCAAUUUAAUCGCCAAGAUCAACUCAACUCUCAAUUUUCAAGGGCUCAAAUCUCCUCCAGCCAAGGGGUUGGACCGGCCCCUGCUUUAGUUAAAGCUGAUGUGCCAUGGUCAGCUAGACGGGGAAAUCUUGAUGAAAAGGAGCGGGUUUUGAAGACUGUGAAAGGGAUACUCAACAAGCUAACACCUGAAAAAUAUGAUCUUCUCAAGGGUCAACUGAUAGACUCUGGCAUCACAUCUGCUGAUAUCCUGAAGGGAGUUAUAUCGCUGAUAUUUGAUAAGGCUGUCUUGGAGCCUACAUUUUGUCCCAUGUACGCCCUACUGUGUUCUGAUCUUAAUGAAAAGCUUCCCUCGUUUCCAUCUGAUGAGCCUGGAGGAAAAGAAGUCACAUUUAAGCGAGUCCUUCUGAACAACUGCCAGGAAGCAUUUGAAGGUGCUGACAAAUUGAGGGAAGAAGUGAGGCAGAUGACUGCUCCUGAGCAGGAAGCGGACCGGAGAGAUAAAGAAAGAAUAAUGAAGCUCCGUACUUUGGGCAACAUUCGUUUAAUUGGAGAGCUUUUAAAGCAGAAGAUGGUGCCUGAAAAGAUUGUUCAUCACAUUGUUCAGGAGCUUCUGGGGCAUGAUAAUAAAAUUUGCCCUGCUGAGGAAAAUGUAGAGGCUAUUUGUCAAUUCUUCAACACUAUUGGUAAGCAGCUCGAUGAGAAGCCAAAAUCACGACAUAUAAAUGAUACGUAUUUUAGUCGAUUGAAGGAGUUGACAACCAAUCCUCAGUUGGCUCCAAGACUGAGAUUUAUGGUCCGUGAUGUUCUUGAUCUACGUGCCAACAACUGGGUUCCUAGGCGUGAAGAGGUAAAAGCCAAAACAAUAACUGAAAUUCAUACAGAAGCAGAAAAGAAUCUUGGGUUGCGUCCAGGUGCCACUGCAAGCAUUAGAAAUACUCGUGGUGUUGUUUCUGGCCCUCCAGGAAGUCCUGGUCCUAUGCCCUUCCCUGUCAAUCGACCAGGAACUGGUGGCAUGAUGCCUGGUAUGCCAGGAACUAGAAGGAUGCCUGGGAUGCCUGGAAUGGAUAAUGAUAAUUGGGAGGUUCCGAGGACUCGGUCAAUGCCUAGAGGUGCUGGUGCAGGCAUGCAACCUGGAGGACGUGUGCCAUCACCGUUGGUCAACAAGUCAACUUCAAUGAACUCAAAACUUCUGCCUCAGGGUAGUGGUGGCAUUAUUAGUGGGAGAACAAGUGCACUGUUGCAGGGAAGCAACCCCCCUCCUGCACGUCCUUUUAGUCUAGGUUUGGAGCCUACGGCUCUUCCUGUGCCUGCUAGACCUGUUCCCGCUGCUGCUUUGACUCCUGUGAUAACCAGUGGCUCAGCUGCCAAUGAUCCAGAUGAUCUUAGAGAAAACAUUUCCCUGCUGGAAGAAUAUUACAGUGUUCGGCUGUUGGAUGAAGCACUGCAAUGUGUGGAGGAAUUGAGGUCUCCAUCGUACCACCCUGAAGUUGUCAAGGAAGCCAUCUCAAUUGCACUAGAGAAAAGCCCACCCUGUGUUGAACCAGUAGCAAAACUCCUGGAUUAUCUUCUUCUGAAGAAGGUUCUUGCACCCAAAGACGUAGGGACCGGAGUUUUGCUCUAUGCUUCCAUGUUGGAUGACAUUGGCAUUGAUUUACCUAAAGCACCAAACAAUUUUGGCGAGAUUAUCGGGAAACUAAUUUUAGCAAUGGGUUUGGAUUUUGCUGCGGUGCAAGAGGUCUUAAAGAAGAUUGAGGACGACAGGUUCCGGAAAGUUGUUAUGGACUCAGCAGUCAGGACCGUUAGUUCUAGUCCCUCUGGGCAAUCUGUGUUGGAUUCACAGGCAGCUGAAAUUGAGGCUUGCCAGAAUUCACUCUAGCCAAGUCUUAUAUUUUUUUGCACCGAAGUACUGCAGUGGUUUUACACAUGAACUUGGAAAAUGACUAUGCAUGCACACCAACCCCCUGUUAUUUUCCUUUGAGGCGAGCAAACUUGUAUCAUUUUGGUAAGGUUGAGCUGCCAAGGACAGGUAAUUUUUAUGGAGUUGUAUAUUUUUUUUUGAGGUAAGAGCUGUGUGUUUAUUGAGGGAAAAAGACCAUAAUGCCAUGGAUUUUGCUCUCGACUCUCGAGAAAAAUAGUCCCUUUUUUUUAAGGGAUCCAGUUAUUUUGUACUUGAUUAGUUUCUGGUCAUUUGUUUUUUCUUGGUUUAUUGACUGAAGUAAUUUAGUUGAUUGUUAAAAACUUGUCAGCUCAUAAAUUUAAAGUUUUUCCUUUUCCACUGCUGAAAAGGAGACGAGUCUUUGUAUUC